Molecule: messenger RNA, 2245 nt
Organism: Colias croceus (clouded yellow)
Lineage: Eukaryota; Metazoa; Arthropoda; Insecta; Lepidoptera; Pieridae
Product: zinc finger protein 595-like
Exons: 18
Coding region: 218-2227 (669 amino acids)
Biological process (GO): regulation of transcription by RNA polymerase II
Cellular component (GO): nucleus
Molecular function (GO): DNA-binding transcription factor activity, RNA polymerase II-specific; RNA polymerase II transcription regulatory region sequence-specific DNA binding
Source: RefSeq, a predicted model, not a curated record
AUGUGCUUGGGACUGUGGCUUGGGAUUUAAUUAUUUACUGAUGCCACUUGUAUAGCACUUUCGAAAUUGAAUCAAUCAAUAAAAAUAAAUAAAUGCUUGCUUUACGUGCUUAUAAUUUGUUAAUUUCAUUAAUGAAAAUCUGUUCAUAGUUAUAAAUAUUCAAUUACUAUUCAAUGCAAGAUUUAAAAUACUUCUUUUGCAAUAAAACAAAUAAGAAAUGGAUGAAAAAGUAGGAAUACAUAGUGUAUUGUGUAUGGCCUGUUUAUGUGUGGAUCGUACGUUAAACAAACUUGAUAAUGAAGAUUUAAAAAAGUACUAUCUAGAUGCACUUAAUGAAAUACCGCUUCUCACACCGCUAUGUAUUGAGCCUAUAGUAUGUUGGGAAUGUUCUAUUAUACUAAAAAAAUGCCUUGCCUUUCGGGAACAAGUGAAAGAUUCAUUCAGAAUACUGCAGACUUAUUCAGAAGAGACUCUUCAAGAAUGCUUGCUGAGUGACGUCUCACGACCGCCGCGAUUAAGAAUACACGUAAAUGAAGCAAUUGACAUUUUACCAAACAAUGAGAUAAAAAUUGAACUUGAUGAAGUAACUAAUAAUGGAAAUGAGUUUCCUAAAUGUGACUCAGAUGAUGAUUUAAACGCGGAGGAAAUACAAUCAAUACCUUGUGAUGUGAAAGAUGAAUUUAAUUAUCCAGAAGACAGUGUGUCAUCUGCAAGCGACACAGAUCGUUUGUUAUUACCAAAUAAUGGAGAAAUUAAAUUGGAAUUUAAUAAUGGGGUAUAUGAAGACAAACAUACAAUUUCAGAAGAUUUCAAAAUAUGUUCAAAUUCAAAGGAAAAGUUAGGGAAGAAGAAAAUUGGUAAGAAAAGUGUGAGACAUAGAAAUGCACAAGAAAUUAAUAGAAAUGAAAUAAAUGAGGACAAUAUGACUUUACUAAAUUUAGAUAUGGAAUCUUUAGAGCAAGGAAACGACGAAGAGUUAAACAAAUCUUUAUUAAAAGAAAGGAAGAUGAAUAGACUGAGAAGGAUUAAUGUAAGGAGUAGGAGAAAGAGUGAGAUAGAGGAACAAACAAAAAAAAUAAAUACGAUACAGCUUACAUACGAUCAAAUGAUGGCGGAAAGACAAGCGAUAUCGCAAAAUGUUAGUUUUUUAAAUUCAAAAUAUAAAUGUGCAAGUUGUUUAAUCACGUUUACGAAGAAAUCCACUUAUAAUGCUCAUGUGAAGAAUCGGCAUGAUCGUAAAAAAGGAAACUAUACGUGUCCCAUUUGUCAAACAAUACUAUCAUCUAUAGAAAGAUUUGGCGCACACUAUAAGAAGCAUAUGAAAAGAUACGAAUGUGCAAUAUGUAAAAUGCGUUCGAACGACGCUAAAACAUUAUUACGGCACUACGAUAGUGCCCAUAGUAAUGGCGCUAAGAGUUAUUCUUGUGACGUUUGCGGCCAUGUUUCGAGUUCAGUGGACCAACACAGAUACCACAGGGACACACACAAGCGUCGCGUACAGUGUAAAGAUUGUGACAAAACGUUCACACAUAGAUCCGGUCUUAUGAAUCAUAGAAUAUCUGUACACGAGUCUAAAAAUGAGUUUCCGUGCCAGUAUUGCAAGAAAAUAUUUCGAUGGAAGGCGAGUCUGAAACGGCAUUUGGAGAAACAUGCCACUAAUAAUAAAAACCCCGAAGCAUUUUGCACACAAUGUGGAAUCGGUUUCGCGUCGAUAGCGUCUUUACAGCGUCACUUAAAGAACAGUUUGAAACACGUCACGCCGGAGCAGUUCAAGUUCAUUUGCGACCACUGCAAGCGUCAUUUCGCCGAUAAAACGAAACUACGUGUACACAUAGAGGAUAAACAUUUGCACGUGACAUACCAAUGUUAUAUAUGUCAUAAGCCGUCAAAAAACAGCACGUGUUUGGAACAACAUAUACGCAAUGUACAUAAGGGCAGACCUAAUAAUAAGAUGUGCCAUCAUUGCGGAAAGGGAUUUCCUACGAAGGUACAACUGGAUUGUCAUAUACGUAUACACACGGGCGAAAGGCCGUUCAUUUGUGAAUUUUGUCCAACAACAUUUUCACAGCAAUCCAACUUAUAUAAACAUCACAGACAGGUACAUCAAAGUAUAAGAAUGAAUAAAAAGAAAUUGCCAAUACUAAAAAAGGAUGAAAUACCACAAACAAGUACUGAAGUUCCGAUGGUGUUGCAAUAUAUAGCUAUGCCUGAUGUUUUUGGUGUUUAAAUAUAUGUAUUUUUAUUA